Molecule: messenger RNA, 3330 nt
Organism: Lobosporangium transversale
Lineage: Eukaryota; Fungi; Mortierellomycota; Mortierellomycetes; Mortierellales; Mortierellaceae
Exons: 2
Coding region: 1-3330 (1109 amino acids)
Source: RefSeq, a predicted model, not a curated record
AUGUCUCUCGAUGUCGCACAUCUCUCUCCCACUAAAUCAAGCGAGCCCUCGACAAGUAUAGACAUUAGGAGACCGAAGCGCCAGUCAUCUAUCGGGCGAAAGAGCAGGGUCCAGAGAGAUAAUAUUGAGAAUGCCCUAUCCCCAGCUUCCGCAACUGUAAGCCUUGCAAAUCUUCCGAUCCAGAAGCAGUCCACAAAGAUCCGGAAAAGGCUUUUGACUGAGAACCAGACCGCUCUCUGUUCCAGCGACAGCCUCUCAAUCAAGAGACACAAGAUCAUUGUAGAAGAUCGUACGCAUGCUUCGGCUGUCACAGCUGUGUCUGCCACGCAGAACGUCACGUCGCUACAUCGUACCUUGUCGGAUAAGUCGUCCUAUCUGAAUCGAGCAUCUCUUGCCGAUGUUGGUUUCGAUCGCAAGGAAACUUUGUCAAAGUCUCAGUCCACGUUGACAAGCUGGCGGAAAGAGUCUCAGACGAAGCGUAAUGGGUCAGAAAGCGAAGAUGCAGAUGAUGAAGACGACGCAUUGAGUGUAAAUACCACCUCCUGUACUGACAAUACCUUGAUAUCUUCAGAAUUUCCAAGCUCUGAAGUUGCCAAUAACAUGAAUCAUUCACAGGCGACCAAUCCAGAUCUUACUUUGAAUCUGGUCAAUGAAUCCCUUGUGCAAACGUCCCCUAUCGGAAGCCUGUCGCCUCCAUCCAAUGAUGAUGAUCCUUUUGGAAGUGAUACUACAUUGACAAGUCCAGAGGAAGACUCAGAUGACGAGCAUGGAAGUGAUUGUUCGUCUUCACCACGAACUUCUCAGUCUUCUGGGAACUUUUUCUCGGCAUUCUCCCCUCAAAUUAGCUCUCCUGAAAAAUCCAUGAUGCCCACGACGAUCGUGACAACUGCUCCCAUAGCACCAGCAACAGUAGCCAUAACAGCCACAACUACUGUCAAGCGAAGAGGACCUGGCAGACCACGUAAGAAUCCAACGCCUGUUUCUACCAGUGUUUGCCCUACAAAGGCUCGUCAUACUAAGCCUGAUGAAGAUGUUGCAGCCUCGUUCGCCAAGCUACCAGACACAACUCCAGCGACAACUCCAGUAAUGACCCCAAUAGCGACCUCUCCACCCAAGCGAACUUCGUUUGCGAAGCUUUGGCAGAACCAUCCUAUUCCAUGCUCGCCAUGUAUUAAGCAGGAUCUGCCAACUAUCAAAAUGCGUGGAUCGCUCAUGGCCCGUAUCAUCGAAGGCAAAAAACAAUCGCAGGCUCUUAACGAUGAUACUGAAUUUUCAGAUUCUUCUGAUGAUGUGGAUCUGGCGCCCUUGUUGACCAGGCUUACCAAACAUAGAUCUGAAUUACCUCGGAAUGCCAUGGUUGUCGAAAAAGCUGCUGCAACCAUAGACCCUGCGCUCGAGCUUGCCCUUGCAACCGUGACAAAGGAACUGGCUUUGACUACAAUGCUUUCGCCUGUUAAGUCUGAAGAUCACUUGUUUGUUGUACCCACCUUACAUUCUCCCCAAAUCGCUGGUGCCAGCGAUUUGACACGCUCUACUCCCCCCAAGCUCCCAACGCACAAAACUUUUACUAAUACCCCACGGCGUACUAUCGCCAAACAAGUCCAUACGCGCCCAUCCCUCCGGAGUGUCCCUCGUCCUCAGCUUUUCCAGACAUGCCUCGAUAUCAUGACUCAAUCCAACCCAGACCGGCACCGAUCUAACGUACAAUCCAUUAAGGUGAUGCUAAAGCAUGCUCUUGAACGGGGCAUGCGCAAAGUAAAAGAGUCGGCGGACGAAAGCGAGCUGGUCUCGACAAAGGUCGCUGAGCUCGAUGCAAGUUCUCUUCAGCAGCAAGCUUGGGGUUGUGUCAUUGGAAAUGGAAAAGGCCUCUUCCAAAGUUCAACCCGCAAGCAAGAAGAGCAGCAACGCAUGUCCGAAAGGCAGACCAUGGUAGCAGAUGCAUUUCGAUUGCUUAAUCUCCCACCUCCACCCGAGAACUGGGACAAAUCAUCUAAAGUCAUUAGCGCUGGACUCUCAUUAACCAGCGACACUUCUUCGGCCUUCAUGGAUGCUGCGAGUUCCCACCGAUUGUCUACCGUCAAGGAAGACGCUCUAGAUCAUAUGAGCCGUCGCCUCGGGUGCCAGUACUGCAGAAAAACAUACAAAAACAGAAGCGGGCUUGUAUAUCACAUGGAACGUUGCACAAUGGCAAAAUUACAAACAUCGAUGUCUAGAGACUUGGAUGGUGACUCGACUGCAUCAGAAACUGAGGAUCAACGCAAUUCAAGGUUCUCUAGGCCUUCCGAAGGCAAAGGAUCCAAUAAGGACAUAAAUGGUGAGCGCUCUAAUGAUGAUGAGUACGAAGACGAAGAGGGCAUUAUCAUGUGUGUAUGCGGCUCCAAAAACGAUGAAGGGGCUAUGGUUCAGUGCGAUGACUGCAAGGUCUGGCUCCACAUUGACUGCCUAGAUCUUGCCGAAGAAGAUAUUCCAGAAGAAUACUUUUGCCCCUCAUGUCAGGGCUUGCCCAUCCCAAGUACUGGAGGAAAGUCAUUUAGACACAUCCCAACCAAGUCUCCCAAGCGUAAAGCUGAGCAGCGUAGACCAGGCCGUCCCCGUCGUCGAUGCAAGAGCGAAGAAGUUCUGUCUGAUCAAGAAAGAUAUGUACAGAAUGAGCUCAGACUUGGAAGUGAGAGCGAUUCGGAUGAUGCAGACUCGAUGGAUGAUGACAGCGGUUCCACUUUAAGAGGAUUAGUAUCACCUCAGGUUGUUUUGAGCCAUGACUGGGAAGGAGACAAUAGGGACCCCUCAAGUAACCUUGGGUAUGACAGUGAACUCAUGGGUUCAUUAUUCAAUGGCAAACCCACUCGGGCCAUCUUCAGACAAUCACUCGCUCCAGCAUUGAUGCUUGAUGGUUCGUCUAGUCAGGAGAGCCAAUCUGACAUAACGGCUCCUCUUGUUUCAAGCGAUAUUGGUCUUGAUGAUGGGAACAGCAUGCUCUUCCAAGUUGUGGAUGGAAUGGAACUCUCUGCGAUGGGCAUUCAGCUGGGUUCUGAGACGGACAUGUCUUUCCAUAAUACACCAUCAUUUGAUUACUUACCAUCGUCGAGUGGCUCAUUCCUGGAGCUGGACCUCGACGAAACCAAUCCGGAUCACCUCUUGACCUCGGAAGAUACCCUUGACUCAGAAAAGGCAGUAUUUGAACGUGAUGAUUGCCUAUCUUUGUUUACAAGAGUCAAUGGAGCCUGUAUAUGUGAUUUAAAAUAUCCAAAUAUCUGUGCCUGCGACAAACCAGCGACAAUAGACACUCAGCAAGGAGAGGAUUUGUUUUCAGAUGACAUCUGUGCGCGAUAA